CCCUUUUUCGGCAAAGUGGUGGUAUACUGGGGAGCAGCAGCUGCUAGCCUGCUUCCCUUUUCUCAUCUCUGGUCUUCUCCAGCUCCAAAACUAACUCCACCAAACCAUCCUCAAGAAAAGGUCAAAUUCAGCUGUAGCACUCUAAGCUGAGGGCCCAUAACUAAGUAAUUUUCAGCUAUGGUCAGUUGGUUUUCAAAAGGAAUGAAUGAGCAUGCUUGGUGAAAUCAGGAUCAACGUCCAAAGCAUCAAGAAAUCAGGACAAACAAGUGCCCUAUUUGGAAAUCUUUGGCUCUGAGAAAAGUGAACUCUAAAGAAGGAGAGUAUGGCUACUGGGCAGCUAAACCAGGACGGAGUGUCAGAAAACCUAAGGAGACAGCUUGCUCUUGGUGUUAGAAGCAUUCAAUGGAGCUAUGCAAUCUUUUGGUCCAUUUCAUCUACACAACCAGGGAUAUUGGAAUGGGGUGAUGGGUAUUACAAUGGAGAUAUUAAGACAAGGAAGACAGUUCAAUCCACAGAAACAAAUGCUGAUCAACUCGGAUUGCAGAGGAGUGAGCAACUGAGAGAACUUUAUGAAUCGCUCUUGGCUAGUGAAUCCAAUCCACAAGCUAAAAGGCCGUCGGCUGCAUUGUCUCCUGAAGAUCUUACGGAUACAGAGUGGUAUUUCUUGGUUUGCAUGUCGUUCGUGUUCAACAUUGACCAAGGAUUGCCAGGAAGAGCAUUAGCUAAUAAUCAAACCAUAUGGCUAUGCAAUGCUCACUAUGCAGAUAGCAAAGUGUUCAGCCGGUCACUGCUAGCAAAGAGUGCCUCAAUUCAGACUGUGGUAUGCUUCCCACAUCUAGGAGGUGUAAUUGAGCUGGGCAUAACUGAGCUGGUUUUGGAGGAACCCAAUCUUGUUCAGCACAUAAAGGCUUCCUUCUUUCAAACGCCCUAUCCAAUUCUGUCCAUGAUACCUGAGUAUGUUCCAGCAAAUGCAAGAACGAAAAAAGACUUUGCUUCUGCCAAGGUAGACAACGAUAUUCUUGAUGCAACUACUAAUCCAGUGGUAGAAUGCCAAGAAUUACACAUUUGUUCUGCCAAUAAUAGUUCAAAUGGGUUUCUACCCAAUCUGCAGACCGAGGAAUCAUACAUGGUUGAAGGCACAAAUGGAGGAGCUUCUCAAGUACAGAGUUGGCAACUGAUGGAUGAUGGACUCAGUAAUUGUGUCCACAAUUCCAUGAAUUCCAGUGACUGUAUAUCACAAACCUUUGUAAAUCCUGAAAAGGAUGUUCCUCUAUCAAAUGGAGAGAAGGUAAAGGAUGAUUGUCAGCAUGAUGCCCAAGAGUGUAAUCAGGCAAAAAUAACCUCAUUUGGUUUUCGAAGCGAUGAAAUCCACUAUCAAAGUGUUCUUUCAUCUCUUUUGAAGAGCUCUCACCAGCUAAUUUUGGGACCCUGCUUUCAAAACAGCAAUAAAGAAUCUAGUUUUGUUUGUUGGAAUAAGGAAAUAUCAAGUAUUCAGAUCCCUCAAAGAGGAACUCCACAAAAAUUAUUAAAGAAGGUACUUUUUGAAGUUGCUCAAAUGCAUGGUGAUUGCUUGAUCAAGUCUAGAGAAGACAAAGGCCAAAGAGAUGGACUGUGGAGACCAGAGGCCGAUGAAAUUGAUACCAACCACGCGUUGUUAGCGAGGAGGCAAAGGGAAAAAAUGAACAAAAGAUUUUUGCUUCUUGGUUCAUUGGUCCCAACCACAAGCAAGUUUGACAAAGUAUCGAUACUUGAUGACACGAUUAAGUACUUGAAAGAGCUUGAGAGAAGGGUUGAAAAGUUGGAAUCUUGCAAGGAGGUGGAAGCACUCGAAGCAAGAACAAGAGGAAAACCUCGUGGUGAUUCUGUAGAGAGAACAUCUGAUAAUUAUGGAAACAACAAAUUCUGUAACAAGAAGAAGACAUUGAUAAACAAGAGGAAAGCUUGCGAUAUUGAUGAAAUGGAGCCUGAAAACAAUGGAGUUCUAUGGAGUGAUAGUCAAAAUGAUGAUGAUGUUACCGUCAGUGUUACCAAGAAGUAUGUUCUGAUAGAGAUGAGGUGUACUUGGAGGGAGUCUCUAUUGCUUGAAAUCAUGGAUGCAGUGAGCAAUCUUCAUUUGGAUUCUCACACAGUUCAAUCUUCAACUGUGGAUGGGAUUCUCUCUUUGACAAUUAGAUCAAAGUUGACAGGAUCAGCACUUACCUCGGCUGGGAUGAUCCAACAAGUGCUUCAGAGAAUUAUUCAGAGGUGUUGAAGAUAAUUCUUCAGGGUAAAAUUGUUGGUUCUUUGAGUCCCUUCAAUUAGUAGUUUCAACUACUGUAAAAUGGUGUAUUUUGUAACACUGUUGUAGAUCUCCCACAGUCAGAAACACUAGCCCUGGCCUUGCGGAAUUUUUCUUUCAGCAGUGCAAUCCAAUAAAUGGAAGUAUGAUCAAUCCCAUGACUGAAUUUGCCCUUGCACAUAGAAUGCAAAUUGACUGUGACUUGGUUCACGGUAGAGUGUUUCUUUCAGAAAGGGGGUUUCCUAAAGCAACUUAAAAAAGAUUUUCAAACAGCAUUUAAGCUACUUCUUUUCUAAGAAUGAAUUCAUCAUAUAGAUCAUUCUAAUUUAUCAACCAGGAAUCAUUACCCCA
This is a messenger RNA of Ilex paraguariensis (yerba mate), 2629 nucleotides long. NCBI's taxonomy places the organism in Eukaryota, Viridiplantae, Streptophyta, Magnoliopsida, Aquifoliales, Aquifoliaceae. The record is from the annotation of a GenBank genome assembly.